CUAUGUCUCGUUGCGCCGACUAAGUUUAAGGCCACGUGACAGUGGCAAUACAGGCCCGAACCACGACUACAAGUUGACUGGUCUUCAAGCUGGAUUCCGCAUGGACUUUUUAUCGCAGACAUACAUUGCCCUUCGUGGUCCAACAGGUGCUCCUCAGUCUGCGCAGGACACGAUCGCAAAGCUCAGUGACCGGUUGUCUCCUUCUACCCUUCUUGCGGAUAGACGCGCAGCUGUCCUUGCUUUAAAGGGUUUGGUUCGCGAUUGCAAACAAGACGUCGGUGACAGGGCCCUUCCUGGUCUCCUCCAAGUCCUACAGAAUGAUGCGGAAAUAGACGCGGAAAUUGCAAAAGCCGUGCUCGAGACUAUUACCCAGCUCUGCGAAUCCGAUGACCAUUCCAAGGAUAUCGCGUUAACACACACAGACUACGUCAUCGCAAACGAACAGAUAGUUCAUGUCUUGUUCUCCCUUCUUGGCGACACGCACUUCUAUACCCGUUAUGCAACACUGCAGUUGCUUUCGACAUUAUUACAGAACCGCCGUUCUCAGGUUCAAGGAUAUUUCCUCAAAGCCCCAGCUGGUGCGUCGAGUGUCAUUGCCGUCUUGGAGGAUAAGCGCGAGAUCAUUCGUAAUGAAAGCAUCACCAUGAUUCAAAUGCUUAUUUCUCAAAGCCCUGACAUUCAGAAGGUGCUUGCCUUCGAAGGUGCAUUCGAAAAGCUCCUCAAUACCGUUACACACGAAGGCGGAUUGGAGGGAGGUGUGGUCUCACAGGACGCACUUCGGUGUGUCGACAGUCUUCUUCGAUAUAAUAGCUCGAAUCAGAGUUACUUCCGCGAAACGUCUCUUCCAGCGUUGUUAUGCUCCCUGUUGCUCUUCCCCUCCAAACUUUCCCUCCAAGAUGCACCUCCACAGGAGUUUGCAUUGCAAUUUUGGGAUUCACAAAAAGUAGCAAACGUGUCACUGGUGCUUGGUAUCAUGGGGAUGUUGGUUGGGUCUAAAGGCAGCGGUCAGGAAUUAUCCGUCUUCGUGCGAGGCUUCGUCGAACUCGCCCUCGCAUCCAAUGCACCAACACCCCUUAAGACUCAGGCGCUCCAUCUUCUUCCUGCCACGUUCACUUUCCCGCUUUCGGAAGUUAUUCUGACUCCAUAUAUGCCUGUGCCCGAGACACGUGGAGAAGAAUGGGAUAGACUGGAGCCUGCAUCGGCGCUUGAUGUACUUGUAGAACUCGCAUUGCACGGAGAGUACAACGGACUAUAUAGUGAUAGUCGUACCAAGGAUGGGCUUGAGCUGAGGAGUGCAGCUGUGAUUGUUUUUGAUAACUUUGUGCGGAAAGAGGACAUCAAACAGGCCAUCGUGCAAGGAAUGCUUCCUCCCCAAGCAAAAACUGCCGCCCGGUCUAUCAAGCCAUCUUCCAGCAUUCCAUCACAGGCCCAAAGUCAAGGACAACUUUUUGUUCCUGCCGACGGUUCUCCUUCAGCGCCAGCUCCGCCAGAAGAAGACGAGGAAGAUGCCCCGCAGAGUUUGCUGCACCUCUUUGCCGAGAACCUUUCAUUAUCCUUCCUAUCUCGCUCGAGGGCCGAGGACGACCGUGAGGAACGCGAGUGGAAUAGAUUGAUCGUUGGGUACAUUUGUCUGCUUGCACAAUGGCUUUGGGACGACCCUAAAGCCGUGAGGGAUUUCCUAGAAGCCGGCGGGCUGGGCACACUAGUUGAGCCUAUUAAUCAGACUUCCGAGUCGGAAACGCUCAUUCCUGGACUUUGCGCUUUUCUCCUGGGAGUUUGUUAUGAGUUCAACCGGGAACCAGGAGAGAUCACUCGCGCUACCAUCCAUCCCAUUAUUUCUCGGUUGGGUGUAGACGUGCUUGUUGGUCAUAUGACUCGCGUACGAGAGCACGACUGGUUCAAGUCUAUCGGUCCUGAAUCCAUGAUACUCCCCUAUCCAUCUAAGGCACCAAAUACUCCAUCCGCCGAACAGGAAGGCGAAAUCUGGCUUGACUGGUCUUUUGUCGACUUCUGGAAGUCGAAUCAACAUACCAUCCAGAGAGGUCUGACAACAGACCCUAAUACUCUAGCUUCAUCGUCAGGUUCAAGUGCAGAGUCCGCAAUGCUCAUCAAUUCUCUCAGAGAAGUCAUUCGCUCCCAGGUGCAGGAGAUAGACGCAUUGCAGCUUCGUCUCAAGGAGCUAUCAACCACUGAAGUUCGGUUGGUUGACUCAGAGGCCCGUGUUGCGGAGCUUGAGGCCGACUUGCAAACGUCAGAGGGCAAGAAGAAGGAGGUCGAGAAAGAGCAGGAGGAUCUUCUAGUCCUCCUCGAUGACAUGAGCACGAAGCGCAGACGGGACAAGCAGCGGAUGAGAGAAGCAGGCAUGGAGGUCUCCGAGGACGAAGGGGAUGAUGAUGACGAUCAAGAUGAUGACGACGCCGACGAGUAAAGCCCUCAUGCAUACUUGUAAUUAGUAACGGGAUACUCAUGGUCUCCCCGACCCCGAUGUCACAGCAUGGCUCCGAAAUCAAUCUUUGCAGGAGUAUCCUUUUGCUGGCUUUCUUCUGCUCCCAG
Messenger RNA from Suillus paluster, 2553 nucleotides. Its product is annotated as p115 like vesicle tethering protein. The record is from RefSeq and is a predicted model, not a curated record. The transcript has 12 exons. Lineage: Eukaryota; Fungi; Basidiomycota; Agaricomycetes; Boletales; Suillaceae. Gene Ontology annotation, biological process: intracellular protein transport; transcytosis; vesicle fusion with Golgi apparatus. Gene Ontology annotation, cellular component: Golgi membrane; Golgi stack; endoplasmic reticulum. Bases 101 to 2428 code for a protein of 775 amino acids.